AUGGCUUCGGUUCAACAAGCGCUAUCCUUCGUGGAUGGUGUCAGCUACAAGGACUAUGUACUAGGAUUCAGCUGUGCUGUAUACGCCUUUGAGCAGUAUCUCAACUAUCGACAGCAUCGCCGCUACUUGAUGCGUGAACGUCCUCAAGACCUUGCUGAUAUCGUCAAUGAGACCGACUUUAGCAAAUCACAAAGUUACAACCUCGAAAAGUCGCGAUUUGCCUUUGUGGAGAACGCCUACAAACAGCUUGAGAUCUUGCUGCAGCUACAUUACGACGUCUUGCCUUGGCUUUGGGACUUUUCAGGUCGAUUACUCAGUCAAUACGCUGGAUACGGUUCUGAAUAUGAGAUCCUUCAAUCCAUGGUUUUCAUGACUGUGUACUCCUUUAUUUCAACAGCAACUUCAUUGCCCUUUUCCUUGUAUUCUACAUUCGUCAUUGAGCAACGCCAUGGCUUCAACAAGCAAACGCUUGGCUUGUUUUUCGCUGAUUUGGCAAAGACACAGCUUCUAUUUGCGGUCAUCAUGCUUCCUUUUCUUGCUGCCUUUUUAUGGAUCAUCAAGUAUACCGGUGCCAACUUUUACUUUUAUGUUUGGAUCACAGUGGUUGCAUUCCAGCUUUUCUUCAUGACCAUUUAUCCCACUGUUAUUCAACCAUUGUUCAACAAGUUGACUCCUCUUGAGGAAGGCGAAUUAAGAACACGCAUCGAGGAACUUGCAGGUCGCAUCAACUUUCCUUUGAAGAAGCUUUACGUCAUCGAUGGUAGCAAGAGAUCCAGCCACUCCAAUGCUUACUUUUAUGGUUUCGGACGCAACAAGCACAUUGUUCUUUUCGACACGCUCAUUGACCAUUCAACCAAUGAUGAGAUUUGCGCCGUGCUUGCUCAUGAACUUGGCCAUUGGGCUAUGAGCCAUACUUUGAAGCUAUUGGUUACCACCCAAAUCUACAUGCUCACCAUGUUCUGGCUCUUCUCGUACUUUAUCAACAAUGCACAACUCUACCACGAUUUCGGUUUCUCAGCUAUGCCUACGUUGAUUGGAUUUAUGCUUUUCCAGUAUAUUUAUGCACCCGUCGACAGUAUCAUUGGCUUUUUAAUGCACAUGUACCAACGCAUGAACGAGUAUGAAGCAGAUGCUUAUGCUCUCAAGCUUGGAUAUGCUGCUACGUUGCGUAGUGCUUUGAUUAAGCUCAGCGUCAAGAAUUUGGGAGGCUUCAACGUUGAUCCAUGGUACUCGGCUUGGAAUCGCUCUCACCCAAGUCUCACGGAGCGUUUGUCGGCACUUGGUAUCAAGCCUACCUCGGAUAAGCCUAUCGUCAAUGCAGAGGAAUCAAAGAAAGAGCAAUAA
Molecule: messenger RNA, 1344 nt
Organism: Lichtheimia ornata
Lineage: Eukaryota; Fungi; Mucoromycota; Mucoromycetes; Mucorales; Lichtheimiaceae
Exons: 6
Coding region: 1-1344 (447 amino acids)
Biological process (GO): CAAX-box protein processing
Cellular component (GO): endoplasmic reticulum membrane
Molecular function (GO): metalloendopeptidase activity
Source: RefSeq, a predicted model, not a curated record